CGGGCCGGGCUAACGGUUCCGGACGCCCGCCGACGCCGCGCGGCCCACGUGCGCCAUCGCGCCCGCCUCCCGCGCGGGGCGGCCUGUGCGUUUUGAUCGCACCCUUCCCUAUGCCCGGCGAGAUGCGGGGCGGCUGCGAGGCCGGAGGAGGAGAGAGGUGCGGAAUCGUCCUUGGAGAGACGAUGGAGGGGGAGAAGCGGCCGGCGCCCUCCGAGGGCCUGUUUGCGGACGGGCACCUGGUCCUGUGGACGCUGUGCUCGGUGCUGCUGCCCGUGUUCAUCACCUUCUGGUGCAGCCUCCAGCGGUCGCGCCGGCAGCUGCACCGCAGGGACAUCUUCCGCAAAAGCAAGCACGGGUGGCGCGACACGGACCUGUUCAGCCAGCCCACCUACUGCUGCGUGUGCGCGCAGCACAUUCUGCAGGGGGCCUUCUGCGACUGCUGCGGGCUCUGCGUGGACGAGGGCUGCCUCAAGAACGCCGACAGGCGCUUCCAGUGCAAGGAGAUCAUGCUCAAGAAUGAGGGCAGGGCCUUGGACGCCAUGCCCCACCACUGGAUCCGGGGCAACGUGCCCCUGUGCAGCUACUGUGUGGUUUGCAAGCAGCAGUGCGGCACUCAGCCCAAGCUCUGCGAUUACAGGUGCAUUUGGUGUCAGAAAACAGUACAUGAUGAGUGCAUGAAAAAUAGCUUAAGGAAUGAAGAGUGUGAUUUUGGAGAAUUCAAAAACCUCAUCAUCCCACCAAGUUAUUUAACCUCUAUUAAUCAGAUGCGUAAAGACAAAAAAACAGAUUACGCACUGCUAGCCUCUAAGCUUGGAAAGCAAUGGGCUCCUUUAAUAAUCCUGGCCAACUCUCGUAGUGGAACUAACAUGGGAGAAGGACUGUUGGGAGAAUUUAGGAUCCUCCUGAAUCCAGUCCAGGUUUUUGAUGUAACUAAAACUCCUCCUAUCAAAGCCCUGCAGCUUUGUACUCUCCUUCCCUGUUACUCAGCUCGUGUGCUUGUGUGUGGAGGGGAUGGGACUGUGGGCUGGGUCCUGGAUGCAAUUGAUGAAAUGAAGAUUAAGGGACAAGAGGAAUACAUCCCGCAGGUUGCAGUGCUGCCUCUGGGGACAGGCAACGAUCUGUCCAACACGCUGGGCUGGGGAACAGGUUAUGCGGGAGAAAUCCCAGUGGCUCAAGUCUUAAGAAAUGUGAUGGAAGCAGAUGGAAUUAAACUCGAUAGGUGGAAAGUUCAAGUAACAAAUAAAGGAUACUACCACUUAAGGAAACCCAAGGAAUUCACGAUGAACAACUAUUUUUCUGUUGGACCUGAUGCUCUCAUGGCCCUCAAUUUUCAUGCUCAUCGUGAGAAGGCACCGUCUCUGUUUUCUAGCAGAAUUCUUAAUAAGGCUGUUUACUUAUUCUAUGGAACCAAAGAUUGCUUAGUGCAAGAAUGUAAAGAUUUGAAUAAAAAAGUUGAGCUAGAACUGGAUGGGGAGCGAGUAGAGCUGCCGAAUUUGGAAGGUAUUAUAGUUCUGAACAUCGGAUACUGGGGCGGUGGCUGCAGACUGUGGGAAGGGAUGGGAGAUGAGACCUACCCUCUAGCCAGGCAUGAUGAUGGUUUACUGGAGGUUGUUGGAGUGUAUGGGUCUUUCCACUGUGCUCAGAUUCAAGUGAAACUGGCAAAUCCCUUUCGAAUAGGGCAAGCACAUACAGUGCGGCUGAUUUUGAAGUGCUCGAUGAUGCCAAUGCAGGUGGAUGGGGAGCCGUGGGCCCAGGGGCCCUGCACUGUAACCAUAACUCACAAGACACACGCACUGAUGUUAUAUUUCUCUGGAGAGCAAACGGACGAUGACAUCUCUAGUGCUUCGGAUCAAGAGGACGUCAGGGAGGCUGAGUAGAUGGUGGGGAAAUGGACACUUAGGGCAGAUCCUCACGGACGAGUAGACACAUACUCAGCCAAAAGCGGAAGUUCUCAACUACUUAGUCCUAAUUUCACCAGUAGUACAAUGGGUAUACAUUUAUGUAAAUAGCAUUCCAAAAACAGCCAGACUUCCGGUUGUUUACAAAUGUUGGUUCUUUUUAAAAGCAGAACACUUUGAUGGGAGAGCACUAACUUUAGAAAGUCACAGAAUGUUCCAUGAAGGUGAGAUGUUUUCCAUGGCUUUCCAUUCGAGAGUGGACUCACUCUGAAGCAUUUGCUCUCGUUCCUCAUCCUUGAACCACACAUCUGAGGGACGCAUUGUACAGCCAGCAGGAUGGGGGUGGAAAAGUCAUUUCCAUGUUAAUUCUUAAUGUGGCGACACCAACAAGAUUUUAAAAAUUCACUUGCUUUUUUAAAAGGAGAUGGUUAGUGUCAAACCUCCUGCAGCUUGCCCCUUAAAAUUUCCUACAGCCCAGCACUGGGUGGAUCCCUAAGUAUCUAUUUCCAGGAAACCCUAAAAGGGGAAGUAUAAAGGCAAGACAGUACCCAAAAGUUUUAUUAUAAUUUUUAUUUUAGGAGCAUUUUCAGACCCCAAAUGUCAUCUGGUUAACCCUGUUAAUGCCAUGUUGAGCUGAAAUUUCAGCAUCUUGUUAUAACCCAGUACAGCCAAAAGAGAACCACAUAAUUGGUAAAAGUUAACAUUCAGAGCACUUUGGAUUGAAGCGCAUGGGUUCUGAGCUGGACAGUUCACCAACCUCUCUUUUGGUUAAAAGGUGGUGUCAAAAAUUCAAAAAAAUGUACUAAAGAAAAUUUAUUAGAUUAAUUGCUCAAAAAAAGUUCAGUAAUGACUGCUAAGUUUUAAAAAUUCACUGGUCUUCUAGUAUUUUGAAAUACAAUAGUGUUUUGUGUACAAACGACUUAACACACUUUCCCCUUGGGGAAGCAGACAGUCCUCUGCUAAAAUGUUUAUAUCAUAUUUAUUUUUAAAUUAAAGAUAUAUUUUUUUUACUUAUUUAUUUUCUUUAAUGUGGUAUACCUGUGUUUAGUGUUUACAAUAUAUGGCUUCAUUUAAUAAGUUAAAUGGGUCACAUAAAUUCUGUCACAGUCAGAUAGAAAUGUAGCCUAUUGACUAAGUAAUUAAAACUCAUAAUUCAAUUCUCCUGACAUAUAUUAUCCAGAUAUUCUCAUUCUUCGGAAAUAUUGCUCAAUGCUUUUGAAAGAGGGGGAAUGAAAGCACUGGCAGUCGACUUGUGGGUAACUGAAACUUUGUUUCAUUGUUUUACGUCACCCUCAGUUGCCAAAAACUCACCAAAGUCUGACAGUCAGCUCUGCGAGGCUUGUGUUGUUAACCAGCCUGCCCCUUAAGCAUCUAUUAUGAAUCUGUCAUCCAUGAAUUGCCAUCAACUUAAAUUUGAGUCACCUUCAGGCCUGUGCCAUGUUUUGAAGGAACAACUUAGUAGCGUAUACGGUAGUCAGUACAUUAUAUAAAAUACUUGUUUUUGCUUAAAUUAGCCUCUUCCAGAUCUCAGCAGGAGAUGCUAAAUUCUAGUGUUGAAAGGUUUCGUGAGCAGACAUGUUUUCUCCUUAUUCAUACAGCUUUCAUGGUAGGUAACCUGUUGCAGUGGUGGGAGAGUUCUGUAGAUUUUCUUUUAUCUGAUCAUGUUUUUAAUAUAAUGAGUUUUACUCUUUAAUUCAUGGUCAAAAUUGUUACACAUAGCACAUUUUAUAAAUACACUGUUAAAUUCACGUUGCUUUAGGCUGUAUCUUAUUUAUGAUUCACAGUGCUGGUUGUAUAAUCAAAGUAAAUAGUUACUUUGGGAUGUCAGAAUUAAAAUAAUCAAAAUAUCUAUAUAGUUUUUUGUAAUUGUUAAAACUAUAUUCUAACCAUAAUGUUACAUUAGAUUUAGAACAGGUUUGUAUACAACAUCCUCAUUUGUUUAAACAAAUUGAUUUUUCAAUUUUCAUAAUCCAGUGAGGUUUUUUCCUACUGAUCCUUCAUGAAGUUUUCUGUUUCAUUAUUCUCUCAGAUCUGAUUUUUGUUUCAGAAAGUUAUUUCAGAAUACCAAAUCAUAAAAUACCUUAUUGUAGCAAAUUCACUUAUUUUUUAGGCACAUUUCCCCAGCAUUUCAAAUAAAUGUGUAGGCAUAUGACUUGCCUUAAAUAAGUAUAAUUUACAAGACUCAUGUUUGCAAGUUAUACAUUAGGGUAGCAGUUGUUUACAUGCCCAGGAAUUCUACACGUUACAGAAAAUAAUUUGCCACAAGACUUUCCUGUUCCGUUUUAAAUUGUCUUGAUUUAAAAAAAAUAACUUCUACAUCCUCAGGAAGAACUGUAUGAAGUAAAGCCUAUCUCCAUGUCUGUUUUCAGAGUUCUCUCAUCUCUUACUGUCCUAACGCAUUCCUAACUCCUCGUCAGCCUAGUGGCUUAAAUGCUGAAUACCUGGCAGCUCUUACGGAUCCCACAAGUAGACAGUGAUCAUUUUCAGUGCUUUGUCAUGUUUAAUAGAAAUCAUACUGACUCAUGUCUUAAAAUACAGAUCAUCUAAUGGUAACAUUACAUGAUCUUAAAUGUGUUUUAGAUUUUCUGCUACAAUUAGCUAUGAACCCUAAAUGUAGCUAAUGUUUAUAAAAUUUUAUAGUCAAAAUUAUUUAUUUUUAUUUUUUUAGGGUGUGUCAAAAAUGUGUAGUAUUUGCUUUUUGAAAUGUUGCCUACUUGAGUUGUAAAAUAUACUGUGAUUCAGAAAUUGUAAAGUCCUUUUUGUGCUGUAAAAAUGAAUACUACCAGCAUGUCAAAAGAAAAACAGUUUGCAUUUGUAAUAUAAAGUAAAAUUGUAUUUAACGUAUAUUACGGGAUUUUAAAUUUGCACUAACUAGAAGACUUUAAAGGUUGUAUUAAUUUACAGAUUCAUGUGGAUCCGAAUACAUAAUUUGUACUUGUUCAGCCGAAAAGGUCAAUAGAAGAGGUGAUAGUUUGUGUGGUUUUCCCUCAAAAUGGUAAUACUGAAGCAAGAACCAGCACUUUAUAUUCAGAAUUUUCUUUUAAUUCUACCUAAUUUGGGACAAUGGCAUGUAGGUAGAUUUAUUUUUGUAAAAUAUCUAGAAAUUCAAAAGGAAAAAAUAGUGUUGUUAUUCUAUCCUAAUCUAAAUGAAGAUGUAUUCUCAGCAACAAGACAGAAGAGGUGGUUUUGGUUUUGCUUUUGCUUUUGCAAAGUAUGCCCCUGCUUUUCUCAAAUUUUCCCUUUCAGGCCCAUCUCCUGUUUCUCUCAGUGGGACUGCAGGCUUUCUGCAGCAUCAGAACCACCUGGGAGCUGGGGAGCAGUGCAGAUGCCUACACCCGGCCACCCCGACUUGAUGACUCAGUCUCUGGAGACGGGACAUAGGCAUCUCUGGUGUCAUUAACAAGCACCUCAGGCACUUCUGCUGCACACUGAGGUUUCACAGCUGCUGGUCUGUACCUCAUGUGUUCACCCAGGGCUUUCGCCCCAUGGAUACCAGGCAGAAAAGUGGAAUUAAUUGGAUGUUCUUGAAAUUGUUUUUCCUUCACUCCACUAACUACCCUCUUCUCCCCAAAUCUUUCUUCUAAAAGAAGCCUAUGAAAAAUUUGUUCGUAUCAUAUCCAAAUUGAUAUAUUUGUCUAAACUCUGUUGGAUACAAAUCAGUAGCUUCAGAUUCUUGCGUGGCACCGUAGGUUUUGAUCCAUGAUCCCUGGCCUGCUGGAGGACAAGCAGUGCUGCAGGGGCCGUGGAGUGGGCCCGCAGGGGCUGCUGCUUCCUCACUUGGGUCAGCGCAGCCCCACGCUGGGUGCUGCUUCAGAUAGGAUUUCAGUAGGUAAAAUACUUCCUCUUUGCAAAAUAAUAUUCCACUGUUUUUUUAAAGGGUUUGGAAGCCACUACUCUAAUGACUCUGUCACCUGGUUAAUUUUCUACUGAUUUUUACAUAUUGAGAAACCUCAUGUUUUUUGAUGGAAAGAAUAUUUUGAAGGUCUCCGUUGCUGCUUGGAAUAUGGCCGCUUGGCCAUUCACAAGUGUUAGAGGCAUUCUGUUGGAUAGUGAAGCACUGACUUAGCCUUGGUUCCUCCUAUUUCUGAUUUUAGUGAAGUAUAGGAAUGGUCUGUGUAUUUAGUAAAUACAUACACACACGUUUACCCCCAUGAACCUGACUGUGUAGUCGGUGCAUGAGGCUUGCUGGUGUCAAAAAGGUACAUUCCAAGGUUCUGGAGAAAGAAUCAAAAAAUGUCACCCUUUAAUACAGAAGUUCACAAAACUUAAAUGAUUGAGCUUAGUCACGGUGGAACUGUGUGCAGAAAAUCAGUCAGUCAGAAGCUACAAAUGUCAGUGUACUGCUGCUGUUAGACCUAGGACGCUUCCUCAGUCUGCGAGGAUGCCCUGCUGUUAAAGGAAAAGUGUCAGAGCGGAACGCACUUCACAGAAGGUGAACUGUAAUCUGGGAAAUCUCCAUCAGGGAGCACUUUGUGAUGCCGAUUUACCAUGUUGAAAAGAGAGCUGGAAAGUGAGGUUGCUUUCCUUGUUCCUCCAACAUGGUCUAGGCAGGAGGACGUCCUGAUUUGAUGAUGAGGCUGGGCUAUCUGUGAGCAAAUUCCUAAAGAAGGCAGGACGCUGGACUGGUGGGAUGACAGGGGCUCAGAAGAAGACUUGCUCUCAUUGCCCCGCUUCUGGGCUCUGCCAGCAGCCUUUCUCUCGGACUCCAUCUGCUUGAAUGAGCCCUACGGAUAAACUGGCGCUCGGGUUUGUAAUGGUCUCGUACAAACUUAGAGCAGCCUGAAUCCUUGGCCCUGAUCACUUGCAGGUGAACUGACUGAAUGCGAUCUGUGAACCCACAGUGUCGAGGACACUUGUGAUGGCUUCUCUGAAGCAGCCAGCUGGCCUCUUGCACUUUCUCCCCCACUCUGGCCACAGUUCUGUGUACCCACCACUCAAUUACCACGGGUUAACUGCUUUUGUUGUGUUUGGUCUGUAUUGUGGUCAGUGCCUACGGAAAUGUGAAUUAAAGCAUUUGAUAUGUUGAAGAUGUUUGCUUGGUUUUUAAUAAAAUUAAAAAUGCAGCACUUAAAAA
Molecule: messenger RNA, 6972 nt
Organism: Equus caballus (horse)
Lineage: Eukaryota; Metazoa; Chordata; Mammalia; Perissodactyla; Equidae
Gene: DGKE
Product: diacylglycerol kinase epsilon
Molecular function (GO): ATP-dependent diacylglycerol kinase activity
Source: RefSeq, a predicted model, not a curated record